AUCAGUGAAGCAGCUUUUUUUGUUCUUUAACAAAGGAAACCUCAAACGUAAUAUAUUCCAGGUGGUUUGUGGACUUUUUUCUGUCCUAAAUAAAUAUUUCCGUGUUAAUUGUUGCUUAGUUUACUAAAAAAGUAUAUUUUUAAAGGUUGUUCAGAGGCUACAGAGUGAUGUUUGUCUGUAAUCAGAGCUGAUUAACCUCAGCUGUGAUCCUCCAGCCUCCAGGUUACCGAGUAGGGAAAAAAAAAGCUAUUGAAAAUGCAGCAAACAACGCGUCUUGUUUUUGUUUAUUCUGCGGUUCUGGUUGAAGUCCUGUACAGAACCGGGUCAGUCGGGGGUUACUCGUAUCAGUCCGAACCUUUGUUCCGGUCCUACGCGGACCUGGAAGCGGCUUCGGCGUCGGGGCGGCCUAGUUCCGCGGAGGUCUACGUGGUGAGGUGUGAGGCGGACAGCGUGGAGGUGGUGGUAAAAGCCCCCCCUGAUGACAUUGGGUUCUUUGAGGAGUCCGCGCGGCCCAGGCUCGGGCUGUCCCGCGCGCGAGACCACUGCGCCGCCAGGCUGUCCGCGAGCGGAGACUACGUCAUCCACGUUCCGCUGACAGAGUGCGGGAGUUCAAUGAUGUUUACACAGAGUGCUGUACUUUUCAGCAACCUGCUGCUGCUGCCUCUCCCCUCAUCAGCCGUGGACGUGGAGGAGGCCGCCAUUCCUGUGCUGUGUCAGUAUAAAAGGAAGUACACGGUGAGCAGCGGCGAGCUGAGGCCAACCUGGACUCCUCACAUCUCUGUGCAGUCCACUCACCUGCAGCUGGACUUCCGCCUCAGACUCAUGACGAGUGACUGGAGCUCUGAAAGGAAAUUCCCCGUCUACUUCAUGGGAGAAACGGUCAACAUGGAGGCCUCCGUGGAUCAUCCCAACCCUUCUCUUCGCCUGUAUGUAGGCAGCUGCGUGGCCACCCUGACCCCCGAUGUGACCUCUCACCCCAGAUACCCCUUCAUAGACCACCGCGGAUGUUUCACGGACUCCCUGCUGAGCGGCUCCAGAUCUCGCUUCCUGCCCAGAGUUCAGGAUCAACUCCUCCAUAUUCAGCUGCAGCCUUUCCUCUUCCACCAGGACCACAGGCGCAAUAUCUACAUCACCUGUUACCUGGAGGCUGCUCUGGCAUCAGAGCACCGGGCGUGCUCCUUCAUCGAUGGGAGAUGGAGGUCAGUGGAUGGAGAAGAUAGUGCAUGUGAGAGCUGCAGCAGCCCUGAAGAGGCUCACAGCAGCGCUGCUGAGCACGGCCACAAGAGGGCGCAGAGGAGUCAGUGGGGGCACGCACACACCGAAACCAUCGUGGGUCCGAUCGUGUUUCUCCCGGAGCGCGACGACUAUGAAAAGAAGUGAUUCUGUCUGACUUUGAGAACAGACACAAAGUUACAGAACAUCUGAAUAAUUUGCAGUUUUUUUCAUAAAAAAUCCAAAAUUAAAGAAAAGCUGUUUAGAUGCUG
Oryzias latipes (Japanese medaka) is the source of this 1484-nucleotide messenger RNA. Its product is annotated as zona pellucida sperm-binding protein 3. Lineage: Eukaryota; Metazoa; Chordata; Actinopteri; Beloniformes; Adrianichthyidae. Gene Ontology annotation, biological process: egg coat formation; binding of sperm to zona pellucida; positive regulation of acrosome reaction. Gene Ontology annotation, cellular component: extracellular matrix. Gene Ontology annotation, molecular function: acrosin binding. The record is from RefSeq and is a predicted model, not a curated record.